Papilio machaon (common yellow swallowtail) is the source of this 2983-nucleotide messenger RNA. Its product is annotated as amyloid beta A4 precursor protein-binding family B member 1-interacting protein-like. The transcript has 13 exons. Lineage: Eukaryota; Metazoa; Arthropoda; Insecta; Lepidoptera; Papilionidae. The record is from RefSeq and is a predicted model, not a curated record. Gene Ontology annotation, biological process: signal transduction.
AUGUAUAAGUUAUUACAAAUCGCAAAACAGCUCAAGUUGUUGGCUGGUCUAAGCGCGACUAGUGAGGCGUCUGCUCUACGACCACUGGAGAUAGUUGCACCUCGCAUCAAUACCUAUCGCUUCUCCCUGGCUAACCUGGAGGACACGCAGGACGCCGACUUGGACGCCAUUCUGGGGGAACUUUGCGCCCUCGACACAGAGUACGACGACGAACUGACCAGGAUGUCCACAGAAUACACAUCGAUGCCGAAAGAGAGGGUGGAAGGUGAAGGGGUCGAGAGUGAGAGGGGGGCGAGGGCUGAGGGCGGCAAGGAGGGCGCAGAGGGAGCGGGCGAACCAAGGGCGGUCGCCAGGACUGACUCGCCCGACAAUGAUUCCGCAUUUAGUGACACCGUAUCAAUGUUGUCCAGUGAAUCUUCAGCUUCAAGCAGUAAUAGCGCCAAAUGUAAAGCCUUGAAGUUAAACCAUCACCACAACCAGAAGAAGGCGGACAAGAUUAUGCUUGCAUUAGAGCGCAUGCGCGAAGCCAGUGUUAAGAAGCUCUUCAUCAAAGCUUUCUCCAGCGAUGGUUCCUCAAAGAGUUUGUUAGUAGAUGAGAAGAUGAACUGCGGCUGUGUCACCCGCCUCCUUGCAGACAAGAACCAUGUCACCAUGGAACCAAAGUGGGCCAUAGUUGAACAACUGCCCGAUCUUCAUAUGGAGCGUGUGUACGAAGAUCACGAGAUGCUUGUAGACAACCUUAUGCUCUGGACGCGAGAGUCGAAGAAUAAGAUUCUAUUUGCUGAGAGACCGGAGAAGAUAUCCCUAUUCCAGACUCCCGAGAAGUUUCUACUGAGUGAAGAUGACAAAGGUCGUUCCGUGGAACAUGAUGAUCACUCAAGGCAGGUGAUACUGGAAGAGUUCUUUGGGCAGAGUGGUGGGACAUCCACAACCUCGGUCUCAGGCAACCCUGUGCCCCAAAUGGAGGAGAUGCUCUAUCUCAAUAGUGACACUAAGAAAGAAUGGAAGAAGUAUCGAUUCGUUCUACGACCAUCUGGUUUAUACUAUUCACCGAAGGACAAAGUGAAGACAUUAAAGGAAUUAGUUUGCUUAGCAACAUUUGAUACCAACGAGGUGUAUGUUGGAUUGAAUUGGAGGAAGAAAUACAAGGCACCGACUGAACAUUGCUUCGCCAUCAAGCAUCCUCGACUGCAGCAACCUAAGAGUGUCAAAUUUAUAUAAUUCCUCUGCGCUGAUGAUGCGGGUACAUUGGAGCGAUGGCUGACCGCCAUGCGUAUAGCUAAGCAUGGCCGACAACUGCUGGAGAAUUAUCGCGCGCUGGUAGAAGAAUUGACCCAAGAUGAUCUAGACCAUUUGGCACAUGCGCGAUCUUGCUCUAUAUCCUCAAUCCCGACGAAAAGCGGUGUAAGCAGUACUGCGCAGUCGAGCGCCUCAAGCAAUGCUAGUGUUGCUAACUCUGACAUCAGCAGUGGACGGCAGUCGAGGGCGUCGUCGUCCAGCUCCAGCGGUUGUCUAUCAGAUGGGGGCACCGCUUCAGAGACUGCUUUCGAUUGCGAGUUCCCCAUGGGUACGAUAAAACGCAAGCCCUCGAUGAAGCCCAACAUCCCGCUGACGUGGAUGACGCGGCAGCUGAAGGAGAUGGCGGAGACGGGUGCGGCACCCGGGGAGGAAGGGCGCGGCGAUGGCGGUACGCUCACACGCCGCUCGCGCCCUCGUCCCCGCGAUGACGCCACGCUUAAGCGACACCACACCGAGUCAAGCGAGAGUGCGGUAUACGGCACAACUGUCUUACGUCCGCCAGUACCCGCUGCCGCGCCCCUGCGCCCACCCUCUCCCACUUACGGUCACUACGAGACUAUCCCCAGGGAUAUGUAUCGCUCUAGUGCAGACACCUCGUCCUCGCUCUACGGCUACGCUCCGAUAUACGAUAAAGUUAUAAGACCUCCGAUGACGAAUGUGGACGACCUCCCCCCACCGCCGCCGGAAGAUGUGCCGGAUGGGAUGUUUAGCUCGACCCUCAGUCUCGACUCCCUGCCGCCGCCGCCCCCUCCGCUCGAUCCUAUCGAAGAUAUUUGCGGAUCCCAGCUAAGUCUGCCGCCGCCGCCACCGGAACACGCGAUGGAAGCGAACAUCGGCAGAGUCCACGACAUCGUAAGCCAGCUCACAGCGCAGCAAAUUGAACAGGCGGCGAGAGCCGGCCAGUCUCGCCUGUCCAGGAACCCCGACCAAACCAGAUCUUUUCCACGUCAACCCUCUCUCGAUAGUGUACAUUCGGAAGCUUCGAAAACAUCGUCCUUGCAUUCGGAUAAGAGCAUAUACGGCCAGACUGCCGCCUAUGGCGCCUGCCUCGUAGAGCUGCAGUCAAAGAAGCUCAGCAGCCCUUCCAUACAGAAGAAACUCGGCGAGCCUGGCAAGGAGCGCACUGGCUCCGUGAAGAAAGUUAACUUCGCCGAUGAUCUGCCGACGUGCUCCGACGGGAAGAAAACCAAAAAGAUCUCUUUCAAUCUCAAAGAACCCUCGCCAUCUUCUCCUAGAAAGCCUCUGCCGCCGAAACGCAACGAAAGCACGCGACUCUCAUCUCCAAAGAAACUUACAGAUUCUAACAGCAAACCUCCCAAAGAGUUUCUCAAAGAUCUCCAGCGAGUGAUGAGGAAGAAGUGGCAAGUCGCACAAAAGUGUAAACUGGAACCGGCGACCACUCCCCACGAAGUUCUGGGCUUCAGAGAGUAUCCGUUAUCUGAAGACUACAAGGAGACCAGCGUCUCGAUGUGGGUACAGGAGCAUUACGGAUCCAUCGAGGAGCCCUUCUACGAGAACAUGUACGACCGGGAGGCGCUGCCGCGCGAGGAGCCGAAGCCGGUCAAGAAGCGACCUCCGCCCGCACCGCCACGCCGGAGCGACUCCACACAUCUCUCCACGCACACGAUCUCCUCGGCCCAGCCGACUGUUUCAAUUGACUAAGUGCUGAUAAGUAAGUGAUGUU